UCCACUACACACAAACAAACAUGGUGUCAAGUAAAGAUGAAAAGGACCUUGUACAGGUCAAGUCAGCCGUUCGUGAAGAAAUCGGUAUUGAAGAUGGAGUGGUUGGGUUAGACUACUUCGAACAAGCUCAAGAUAUCGGAAGCGAAGACCUUGAAGCAGAAUACAAACGAAUCUUGAGAAAAUUGGAUUAUAGAAUCCUCCCCAUUUUAUGUGUUACUUAUACCCUUCAAUUCUUGGAUAAACUUUCUUUAAAUUAUGCUGCUGCUUACACUUUGAAAGAAGAUUUGGGAUUACAAGGACAGCGGUAUUCUUGGGUUGCGGCUAUUUUCAAUUUUGGAUAUCUUGCCGGCGCGCUUCCUUCCAAUUACAUCAUUCAAAAGGUCCCAGUUGCAAAAUAUACUGGUUGUAUGUUGGUAGUAUGGGCCGUACUUCUUAUUGGACAUGUCGGUGCAAAGAACUAUGGAGGCAUGCUUGUCUUGAGAUUCUUAUUGGGAAUGUUGGAAAGUGCCAUUUCACCAAGUUGUAUGAUGAUUUGUGGUUUAUUUUAUCCAAAAGAUGCGCAACCAAUGCGUAUGGCAACCUUUUUGAGUUGUAAUGGGAUUGCCACCAUGGUCGGGGCUCUUCUUGGUUAUGGUUUGGGCCAUGCUCACAACUCACAUAUCAAAGCUUGGCAGCUUAUCUUCAUGGUUAUUGGCUUAUUAAACUUCACAUGGGCUUUCUUCUUCCUUUGGUUAUGCCCAGACUCUCCAGAAAGAGCCAAGUUCUUAACUGACCGUGAAAAGGCUGUUGUAAUUGAAAAAGUGUCUCACAAUAAUAUGGGUAUCAAGGAUAAGCAAUUCAAAAAGUACCAAAUGUUUGAAUCAUUGUGUGAUAUUUCAGUGUGGAUGAUGGCUUUUGUUGGUCUUGGAUGUGGUGUUGUCAAUGGGGGUAGUUCCAACUUUUCCCUGACCCUUAUCAAAGGUUUUGGCUUCUCUGGGUUGAAUGCUACCGCAUUACAACUCCCAACUGGUGCAUUUGAAUUCGUCUUGGUCUUUGCUGCUGGUGUUGCAGCCAUUUACAUCAAAAACACAAGAACUAUUUUCUUGGCCCUUCUUUGUGUUCCGGGUCUUGCUGGACUUAUUGGAAUCCAUGUGAUCUCCUUAGAACAUCGUUGGGCCCUUGUUGGUUGUACUUGGUUGCAAUUCAUUAUUGGAGGACCUGUGAUUUUCUCGUGGAUCUGUCUCAAUGCCAACGUUGCUGGUCAUUCCAAAAAGGCGAUUGCCACUGGUCUCUGGUUCACAUUCUAUGCUGCUGGUAAUAUUGUUGGAUCCAACAUCUUUUAUGCAUACCAGGCACCAAAGUAUAUUUCUGGAAUGAUUGGGUUAAUCACUUCAUACGUUGGAAUGAUAGUACUUGCCAUUCUGUAUAGAUAUCUUUUGGUCUGGCGUAAUAAAAAGAGAGAUCAAGAACAAGGCGGGUAUACCGAGGAAAUUGCUAGACAAGCUGUCAUUGACGGGUUCAAGGACAUGACUGAUAAGGAAAAUAGAGGUUUUAGAUACUCUUUAUAAGUUGAUAUGAUAUGAAUACAAAUUCAUUAAUAUAAAAA
This is a messenger RNA of [Candida] anglica, 1585 nucleotides long. The record is from the annotation of a GenBank genome assembly. NCBI's taxonomy places the organism in Eukaryota, Fungi, Ascomycota, Pichiomycetes, Serinales, Debaryomycetaceae.